Molecule: messenger RNA, 1381 nt
Organism: Rhinichthys klamathensis goyatoka
Lineage: Eukaryota; Metazoa; Chordata; Actinopteri; Cypriniformes; Leuciscidae
Gene: gna14a
Product: guanine nucleotide binding protein (G protein), alpha 14a
Exons: 7
Coding region: 265-1329 (354 amino acids)
Biological process (GO): phospholipase C-activating dopamine receptor signaling pathway; adenylate cyclase-modulating G protein-coupled receptor signaling pathway; action potential
Cellular component (GO): heterotrimeric G-protein complex
Molecular function (GO): GTPase activator activity; guanyl nucleotide binding; GTPase activity
Source: RefSeq, a predicted model, not a curated record
AGCUGUCGCGUGCGUGUCUGCCCAACUCUGCCAUUCCUUCAUCAGGACUGAGACAGAAGAGGAGCACUUCUGCACUUCUGGACAUCCAGGCACAAGUUCUGCUACACAGCUGGAGAUUAUGUUCAGUGGACUUUUAAAGGAGGAGCCCAUUCAUGAACUCUCAGACUGUGGUGUGGAGCAAAGGAGAAGGAAAUAGCCUACAUCUAACUAAAGCUAUAGUGUGCUGAAGAUCAUCGAGAGAGAGAGAGAGAGAGAGAGAGAAUCAUGGCUGGAUGCUGCAUGUCUGCGGACGAGAAGGAGAGGCAGAGGAUAAACCAGGAGAUCGACAAACAACUGAGGAAAGACAAGAAAGACUCCCGGAGAGAACUCAAGCUGCUGCUGCUGGGCACAGGUGAGAGUGGCAAGAGUACGUUCAUUAAACAGAUGAGGAUCAUUCAUGGCUCGGGUUACACUGAUGAAGAUAAGAAGGGCUUCAUUAAACUCGUCCAUCAGAACGUGAUCAGCGCCAUGCAGUCCAUGGUCAGAGCGAUGGACAUGCUCAAGAUCGCUUAUGCUAAACCAGAGAACCAGGCUCAUGCUACAUUGGCGAAUGAUAUUGAGGUGGAUAAGAUCAUGAGUUUGGAUGAGAACCAAGUGAACGCCAUCCGUAGUCUAUGGAACGACUCUGGGAUUCAGGAAUGCUACGACCGCCGCCGAGAGUACCAGCUGACUGACUCUGCCAAAUACUACCUGAGCGACCUGGAUCGGAUUACAGAUGCGGCGUAUGUUCCCACAGAGCAGGAUAUUCUGAGAGUCCGGGUUCCCACCACAGGAAUCAUCGAGUAUCCCUUCGACCUGGAGAACGUCAUCUUCAGGAUGGUGGAUGUCGGGGGUCAGAGGUCAGAGCGCAGGAAGUGGAUUCACUGCUUCGAGAACGUCACCUCCAUCAUCUUCCUGGUGGCGCUGAGCGAGUACGAUCAGGUCCUCGCUGAAUGUGACAACGAGAAUCGCAUGGAGGAGAGUAAAGCUUUGUUUAAAACCAUCAUCACUUAUCCCUGGUUCCAGCAGUCGUCUGUGAUUCUCUUUCUUAAUAAGACAGACAUCCUGAAGGAGAAGAUCGUUCACUCGCACCUGGGCACAUAUUUCCCAGAAUUCACAGGCCCCAAAAAUGAUCCAAAGUCAGCCCAGGAAUUUAUCCUCAAGAUGUACCAGGAUGAGAACGAAGACAAAGACAAAACCAUCUACUCUCACUUCACCUGCGCCACGGACACGGAGAACAUCCGGCUGAUCUUCGCCGCGGUCAAAGACACCAUCCUGAGACACAAUCUCAAAGAGUUCAACCUGGUUUAACACCAGUAGAGUUAGCGCUCACUUUAUCUUAACAUUGUUCUGAGGACGUAGA